CCCACCACGAGCCUGUCCGGCGUGACCAACCACAACCGCCAACAUGCCGCCCAAGAAGGCCGAUGCGCCUAAGAAGAAGAAGGCCACUGUCGAGGACAAGACUUUUGGCAUGAAGAACAAAAAAGGUGGUGCCGCCAAGAAACAGAUCCAGCAGCUGCAGGCCAUGGCCAAGUCCAACAAGGAUCCCGAUGCCAAGCGCAAAGAAGCCGAGAAGGAGAAGCGCGAGGCCGAGAAGAAGGCCGCCGAGUUGGCAAAGAAGGAGGCUGCAGACCUGUUCAAGCCCAUCCAGGUACAGAAGGUUCCCUUCGGUGUUGACCCGAAGACUGUACUGUGCAUGUUCCACAAGAAGGGUGGCUGUGAGAAGGGCAAGAAGUGCAAGUUCAGUCACGACUUGAACAUUGAGCGCAAGGCGGCCAAGAAGGAUCUUUACACCGACUCGCGUGACGCCGAAGAAGGCGAGGAGAAGAAGAAGGCCGAUACUAUGGAUAACUGGGACGAGGAGAAGCUGCGCAGUGUCGUGCUUAGCAAGCACGGUAACCCACGGACGACGACCGAUAAGGUGUGCAAGUACUUUAUCGAGGCGGUUGAGAACCAGAAGUAUGGUUGGUUCUGGGUCUGUCCGAACGGAGGCGAUAAGUGCAUGUAUAAGCACAGCUUGCCGCCAGGAUUCGUUCUCAAGACUAAGGAGCAGAAGGCCGCUGAAAAGGCCCUCAUGGAUAAGUCGCCAUUGAAUACUCUUACGUUGGAGGAUUGGCUGGAGUCGGAGCGGCACAAGCUGAAUGGCACCUUGACGCCAGUCAACCCAGAGACCUUCGCCAAAUGGAAGAAGGAGCGCCUGGACAAGAAGGCCGCCGAGGCGGAGGCACAGAAGGCCAAGGAGGCCACUGGUCGUGCGAUGUUUGAGAGCGGAGACUGGAAGGACGAGGAGGAUAGCAGUGAGGACGAGGACGAGGACGAUGAUGACCUCUGGAACUUGGCGGCCCUGCGGAAUGAGACUGAGAGACUGCGUGAGCAAAAGGAGGAGGAGCGCUUGGCCAAGCUCUCUGGGGUGGAGAUCCCUCUAUCAAAUGAUGAUGCUAUUGCGCAGGAGGCUGCUGGUUGA
Penicillium cataractarum is the source of this 1102-nucleotide messenger RNA. RefSeq names its product translation machinery-associated protein TMA46. Gene Ontology annotation, molecular function: metal ion binding; mRNA binding. NCBI's taxonomy places the organism in Eukaryota, Fungi, Ascomycota, Eurotiomycetes, Eurotiales, Aspergillaceae. Gene Ontology annotation, biological process: cytoplasmic translation. The coding region runs from base 44 to 1102 and encodes 352 amino acids. The transcript is spliced from 4 exons. Gene Ontology annotation, cellular component: cytosol. The record is from RefSeq and is a predicted model, not a curated record.